Molecule: messenger RNA, 645 nt
Organism: Amorphotheca resinae ATCC 22711
Lineage: Eukaryota; Fungi; Ascomycota; Leotiomycetes; Helotiales; Amorphothecaceae
Exons: 1
Coding region: 1-645 (214 amino acids)
Cellular component (GO): ribosome; mitochondrial large ribosomal subunit
Molecular function (GO): structural constituent of ribosome
Source: RefSeq, a predicted model, not a curated record
AUGUUCAGUAGGACGAUCAGGAAGUCCAUCUUGGACACAAGAAUACCAACCUCGGCGCUCCCGCCUCCUUUCCUCCUCCCGAACCGCGCUCGAUUCUUCAACACCACCGCCCAACAUGUCGAACCACCAACGGAUGGAUUCAAAGCCUCCGAAGUAGCUACUCCAAAAUCCCCAGCAGCGUCUUCGAGACCAGCAGCUACCUCCUCGAUCCCCUCCCCGCCCCCUCCACCUCCUACGCCAGCAUCAUUCUCCCCGUCUGUCAAGGAGCAGCUCCCCCUCCUCGCAGCUCAACCCUCCCACUACAUAAGCGCCCAUAUCCAUGGCCGGCCCUACCUCGUCACCCAGGGGGACAUCAUCCGGCUCCCCUUCCGCAUGCCGGGCGUUGUCCCCGGGGACAUUCUCCGACUGAACCGAGCAUCGAGCCUGGGAUCGCGAGACUACACCUUAAAAGGGGCGCCCUACCUGGACGAGAGGAUAUUCGAGUGCCGCGCGAGAGUCAUGGGGACCGAGGCAGAGCCCAUGCGCAUCAAGGAGAAGAAGAAGCAGAGGAAUCGGAGGACCAAGACCGUGAGGAGCAAGCAUAAGUUUACGAUCCUGAGGAUUUCAGAGUUGAAGGUUAAUAAUUUGGAGGAUAUUGAGGGGUGA